AAGGACACGGCUGAGCCCUUUGACUUGGAAGAGGUCCUACAGGAGCUGCCAAAGGGCCAGAGAGAGGCACUGUGGGCCAGACUAGUCACACUGCUUUGUGACCAGCUGGCAACCUUCCCACCAGAGCACUGGGAUGCUGGCGUAGAGGAGGACAAGGAGGACAAUGACAUGGAGGUGGAGGUGUCCCCAGACCUGGUGAGUACUUGUUAGUUAUGUCACUUAAAGUUGUCACAAUACUAGUAUCGUGGCAAGGAAACAAAGCAUGAAGCAGGUUUAAUUUGAGGGAUACAGUCCUAAUGUUGGAAAGGAACUGCAUUAUGUUGUCACCCAGAGUAACAUUUGUUCAUUUUACAUGCUAUAGCACACAAUAUUUGACAUAAAGCAGGUUCAACCAAAGAGCCUCUGGAUUUCUUUUUUUUUGCCAUGGAAAAUUGGGUAUCGUGACACUGGUAUAGUGACAACUCUACAUCCUGGCCAUUCUCUAUUGUUCCAAACUGGACAUGACAAGAAAAAUUGUUUUAUUCUCGCUCUGUCUUCAUCUAAUGUAAGUGUUGUCUCCUUUUCCGUUCUUGUUCAGACGCACACCAUAUCUGUUUUCGAGGGAGUGACUCUAGUGGUCACCGCUUCUGUUGAAGUCAUUGAUGAUGGUGACACCUACAACUCUCUCUUAGAGUGCGCCAACAUAUUACAUGGUGAGUGUUUUAGCUUUAUUGAAUAUUAACUUAUAAUAAUAAUUAUAUUAAUUUAUUCAACUUCUAUAGUGCUUUUCAAACUCAACUCUCCUUUCUGUCUCUGUCGAACAACUCCAGGUGUCUUGCCCUACCUUCCUGCCUCUGAGAUGCCUCUGCGGCAGGCUGUCCACCGUCUGUGUGAGGCCUGGUGGAAGAAAGGCCUCCUGGGGAAAGAAGAGCUGGGCCGCACAGCCUUCCUCGUAUGCCUGGAGAAGACUCUCAUACUGAAGAAACCAGUACGUACCCUUUAGCACCAACAUGGCCUGUUGUUGCUUUUCUGUUUUGCUCUCUGUUGGUCUUGCUUUCUCUAGCAAGCUUUAUAGGAAUCCUUAAAAAAAAACACCGUUAUUUUGGUGGAAAAUACAGAAUGUUUCACGUUUCCUUUUUUGGGGGGGCUUGCUUUUUGUUGUUCGCCCCAUAUCUGAUUGGCUUUCAUCCUCUGUGUUUUGUCAAGCCCCCUGUAUCCCUAAUCAUCUCCACCAGGAGCCUGAGUCAAAAAGAAAAUGACCGGUCUCAUUAAAUCUGUUUUAUGUCCACUUCCUGGUCUCGACAACAGACGAGAGCUUUCUAAUCACCCGGUACUCUCAUUCAGUGAUCAUCUGAAGAAUUUGAUUUGAAAGAGAGUAUGUGUACUUUAUUUUAUUUCUAUGUCAGCACUGAAGUCUUCUUCAACACUAGUGUAUCUGAGAGAGGUGGAUAUUUGCAUUGGAGUGAUUUACAAUUAUGGUCUGUGAUCUUCUUUUUCUGCCUUAGUGAGAUGGAUUCCGCUCUUGUCGCAGGCAGUAUCUGGGUGGUUCCGUGAAAAGAGUGCCUUUUGAUAUUUUGUCUGAAUUGCAUUUUUAAAAGGCUGUUAUAUUAUAUUAAAUGAGGUGACUUUGAAUAUAGAGCACAUGGAUAAUUCACUACAUUAAAUUUUUAUUUAUACAAAUAAAGACUUGCUAAAGUGCCAAAAUUCUGCAUUUUGACAUACAUUUUUACAUUACAUUUGUCAUUUAGCAGACGCUCUUACCCAGAGCGACUUACAGUUAGUGCAUACAUUUUCAUACUAAUCUCUUCAAAUUGCAUUCAAUACAAUAUUCAGGGUUUCGCGAAUGAGCUGCUUAGUUUGAUACACCGACCACACGGUUAACAGCUAUAGGCAGUAACCUGCCCUUCAGGGUCUGGAGAACAUGUUGGGAGUAGGUCAGCAACCUGAUUCUGCACCGCAACGCGUCAAGAGAAGACACAGGAUGGGCAGCCAUUAUGGUGGGAAGCCCCUCCACCUCUCUAUGGAACCAGAGGGCUGUGUGUGACAUGUCCCUCCGUGCACGCUCUGUGACUUAUAGGAAGAUUUUAACCCUCAACCCCAAAAUUUCUCCCAAGUUUUCACCAUAGUUAUUUUGUUGAUUAGUGAUUCAUUUACGUCUGUCCCUCAUUUUAUGGUCAACCCUGUUACGUGAACUGAACUCUCAUUUUAAUAUGGUGAAACUAUCCCUUUUAAAUAAUUUUUUUCAAAAGAAACAUUGAACAUCUAAUAGUCAAUUUUCAAAAUAAACAUUGAACAUCUAAUAGUCAAAUCAUAGUGUAAAAGCAGGUGAGCUGGUUCUAAUCUUUUUGCCCAUUUUCUGGUGUUUUGUGGUGGAUUACUGAGUUGGUCGAGCGUAACACAUCAACCCUGUUACCCAUAGAUGGAAAGACAGGCUAGAAAUGUUUGAACAAUUUAAAACAUGUUGUGAAGCAUUCAAUUGCCACUUCUCAAAAGGCACCGAAUUGGUGGAACAAACCAUCUGCAUUGUUGGCUGUUCUCCAAAUUGUGUCUAUCUCUGUAUUAACCGUUUGUCUCAUCUUGGCACAUUUGUCUCAUCUUGGCACAUUUGUCUUGUGGUGUCGACCAGUUUUGUAUUCGGGUUGCUGAAUGUUGUCGCUGCGUUGUCUGCAUGUUCUCAGGGGGCUGAGAUCCAAAGGCUGUGGGGUUUCCAUGAGGUGCUGCUGACUGUGGAUUUUUCAUCGGAGGACAGCAAGGAGCUGAUCGAUCUGCUGCUACAAUGCUUCCUCAGUGUCAAUCACAUCAGAAACGAAGAUGUAAGUAUGUGUGUCAGAACUGGGUUUCAAAUAUUUGAAAAAUUGAUUGUAUUAUUUGUCUGUGCCUAUUUGAGCUUGCCUGGCUUAAUAUAACAAAAUAAAAGACUGCAAACCCUGCCCAUCUGGAACUCCAGACAGACUCAAGCAAACGCUCAAUGUAUUUCAAUCGAUUUUUGAAGUAUUUUAAACCCAAGUCUGGUGUGUGUGUGUGUCCUAUCAUGCUCACAUUGUUGUUCUGACAACCUUACUUUCUCGGGCAGGGAAAGCGUCUGAUGGUGUUCCUCUUUAGCUGGAAUGUCAACUUCAUCCGGAUCAUCCAUGGAACCAUCAAAAACCAGUUGCCCUACUUUGCAAAGUAAGUGUUUGCAUUUCUAGUUUCCAAUUCUACGAUAGCUAGCAACCAACUCCGUGGCCUUGUUAGAAUGUCAGCCAGAUUGGGAGGCUGAAGGUUCCAUCCCCGGUCGAGUCAUACCAAAGACUCUUAAGAAAUGGGACCAGAUGCCUCUGCUUGGCACUCAGCGUGCAGGGUUCCCCCAAAAGGUGUCCAGCGGGUGAUAUUAUUUGGCCUCCCAAGUUUUCUGAGCAAAAACAUUAUUAUUAUUAUUAUUCAUUUUUUAUUUUGUUGUUGAACAUAAAGGACUGUAAAAUCACCAGGAUCGCAGCUAAAAGUGAUUUUAAUUGAUGAAAUCUGUUCCCAAGUAUUCCCACACAUAAAUAUAGAGGCAUAUGUGAACGUAUCCCAAUGUAAUCAAGGUUUGAAAUGAUUCAGUUUUUGUCAAAUACUGUGUCUGUUUGGGCUUCUUGCGGUCACUUUGCAGUGUACAAAUAAUUUAUAGCUAUGUUCCGGCCCCCCGACCAUCCUCCCGCUGCAGAAACAGGAGAUGGUCCGUUGUGGCUCGGUCAGGGCUUACUUAUUCUAAGGUAGCUGUCAGGAGGCAAUGGUUUUCUACUAUUCAAUUCAUGAUGAUACACCUGUUUUUUUGACUCCUUGGUUGAACUCUUGUUGAUUUUCCCAGUUCCCUCACUGACCACAUAGCUGAGAUCUACUGCCGGGCCUGGAAGAAGGCCUCUGGGGUCUGUCUGGAGCAGAUAGAGAGCACCUGCAUCCAGGACUUCAUGCAGCACGCUGUGCUCCUGCACAGGACCUCACCUGUCCAUACCAAAGUCAGACAGGUGGGCAUGUGCACAUUUGACUUGGUGUACCUCCCAAAUGGCACCCUAUUCCCUGUAUAGUGCACUACUUUUGACCAGUGCCCAUACUAGUGCAACCAUUGGGCUCUGGUCAAAAUGAGUGCACUAUAUAGGGAAUAGGGUGCCACUUGGGACGUAGACAGAGUACUACUUCAACAGCACACGUUACUUGUAUUUAUUUUCUCGUCUUUCAUAUCAAGACUGCUAAGGCUUUAGCGUAAUAUAAUAAUAUAUGCCAUUUAGCAGACGCUUUUAUCCGAAGCGACUUAGUCAUGCAUGCAUACAUAAUUUUUACAUACAGUGGGGAAAAAAAGUAUUUAGUCAGCCACCAAUUGUGCAAGUUCUCCCACUUAAAAAGAUGAGAGGCCUGUAAUUUUCAUCAUAGGUACACGUCAACUAUGACAGACAAAAUGAGGGGGAAAAAAUCCAGAAAAUCACAUUGUAGGAUGUUUAAUGAAUUUAUUUGCAAAUUAUGGUGGAAAAUAAGUAUUUGGUCAAUAACAAAAGUUUCUCAAUACUUUGUUAUAUACCCUUUGUUGGCAAUGACACAGGUCAAACGUUUUCUGUAAGUCUUCAAGGUUUUCACACACUGUUGCUGGUAUUUUGGCCCAUUCCUCCAUGCAGAUCUCCUCUAGAGCAGUGAUGUUUUGGGGCUGUCGCUGGGCAACACGGACCUUCAACUCCCUCCAAAGAUUUUCUAUGGGGUUGAGAUCUGGAGACAGGCUAGGCCACUCCAGGACCUUGAAAUGCCACUUCGUUGCCCGGGCGGUGUGUUUGGGAUCAUUGUCAUGCUGAAAGACCCAGCCACGUUUCAUCUUCAAUGCCCUUGCUGAUGGAAGGAGGUUUUCACUCAAAAUCUCACGAUACAUGGCCCCAUUCAUUCUUUCCUUUACACGGAUCAGUCGUCCUGGUCCCUUUGCAGAAAAACAGCCCCAAAGCAUGAUGUUUCCACCCCCAUGCUUCACAGUAGGUAUGGUGUUCUUUGGAUGCAACUCAGCAUUCUUUGUCCUCCAAACACGACGAGUUGAGUUUUUACCAAAAAGUUAUAUUUUGGUUUCAUCUGACCAUAUGACAUUCUCCGAAUCCUCUUCUGGAUCAUCCAAAUGCACUCUAGCAAACUUCAGACGGGCCUGGACAUGUACUGGCUUAAGCAGGGGGACACGUCUGGCACUGCAGGAUUUGAGUCCCUGGCGGCGUAGUGUAUUACUGAUGGUAGGCUUUGUUACUUUGGUCCCAGCUCUCUGCAGGUCAUUCACUAGGUCCCCCCGUGUGGUUCUGGGAUUUUUGCUCACCGUUCUUGUGAUCAUUUUGACCCCACGGGGUGAGAUCUUGCGUGGAGCCCCAGAUCGAGGGAGAUUAUCAGUGGUCUUGUAUGUCUUCCAUUUCCUAAUAAUUGCUCCCACAGUUGAUUUCUUCAAACCAAGCUGCUUACCUAUUGCAGAUUCAGUCUUCCCAGCCUGGUGCAGGUCUACAAUUUUGUUUCUGGUGUCCUUUGACAGCUCUUUGGUCUUGGCCAUAGUGGAGUUUGGAGUGUGACUGUUUGAGGUUGUGGACAGGUGUCUUUUAUACUGAUAACAAGUUCAAACAGGUGCCAUUAAUACAGGUAACGAGUGGAGGACAGAGAAGCCUCUUAAAGAAGAAGUUACAGGUCUGUGAGAGCCAGAAAUCUUGCUUGUUUGUAGGUGACCAAAUACUUAUUUUUCACCAUAAUUUGCAAAUAAAUUCAUUAAAAAUCCUACAAUGGGAUUUUCUGGAUUUUUAUUUCUCAAUUUGUCUGUCAUAGGUGACGUGUACCUAUGAUGAAAAUUACAGGCCUCUCAUCUUUUUAAGUGGGAGAACUUGCACAAUUGGUGGCUGACUAAAUACUUUUUUCCCCACUGUAUGGGAGGUCCGGGGAAUUGAACCCACUAUCCUGGUGUUGCAAGAGCCAUGCUCUACCAACUGAGCUACAAAGGACCAGAUAAUAUCAGCAAUCCUCUGGCUGGCUUACUUUGCCACAAAGUUUACAAAUUCUUUGCAAGCGUUGAUGUGUAUUUUAUGUGUGUGACUGAACUCUCCCUUCUCUCUAGAUACUGAGCUACUUUCACAAACGGAAGUGCCGCCAUGGGUUGGAUGAGAUGCUCUACAGACUCUACAAGCCCAUUCUCUGGAGAGCACUAAGUGUACAGUCAAAGUUUCCUUCACACACACACUCUAUUUCUGGAUAGUGUUUUUUCCCCUAGUUGAACUAUUGAAGGAAUCGUCUCUCCAUCAUUGUAGGCUGCCAACUCUGAGGUCCGGGCCAAUGCCACUCUGCUCUUCACCGAGGCCUUCCCUAUCCACGACCCUAGCCAGAGCAGUGAGAAGAUGGACGAGACCAUCCAGAAACAACUGGACACGCUGGUCGUAAGUGAUUGUAUUAUGACAUUGAAUUUCCAAGUGGUCGUUUAAUGUAUUUGAAACUCUAAAAAUGCCAUAAGUUGAGCUAAAACAUUCCAGAAUGUGUAGAUUAAAGGGUUAAAUAGUUAAAGUGUAGUGAGCCUAUUUCAUCAGCACUGUGUACAGUGUAUUCCUGUUUAAUAAGUGUUGUGUCUCAUUAAUAUUCUAAAGCUCUCUCCUGUUUGUUCCUGUGUGUCGGUGUGUGUUUGUAAUAUAUCAGUGCCUGCUGGAGGACCCUCAGCCCCUGGUGCGCUCCACAGCCACCCUGGGGGUCUGUAAGAUCCUGGCCAAGUGCUGGGAGGUCAUCCCCCCCACCGUCAUCACCGACUUCCUCAAGAAGCUGGUGGUAGAGCUGGCCAAUGAUACCAGCUCCCCUGAUGUCCGCUGCUCCGUCUUCAAGGUGGGUGACCCCAUUAUUGAAUACUAUAGAACACUAUAUAAUAGAACAUUACGGCUAUGUCCCAAAUGGGACCUAUUCCCUAUAUAGUGCACUACUUUUGACUGGCCCAUAAGGCUCUGGUCAAAAGCAGGGCACUAUAUAUGGAAUAGGGUGGCAUUUGGGAUGCAGACCUACAGUGCAUUCGGAGAGUAUUCAGACCCCUUCACCUUUUCCACAUUUUGAUACGUUACAGCCUUAUUCUAAAAUUGAUUAAAUAAAUAAAUCCUCAUCAAUCUACACACAAUACCCCAUAAUGUCAAAGCGAGGGAAAAAAAACAGAAAUACCUUUAUUUACAUAAGUAUUCAGACCCUUUGCUAUGAGACUCGAAAUGGAGUGCCGGUGCAUCCUGUUUCCAUUGAUCAUCCUUGAGAUGUUUCUACAACUUGAUUGGAGUCCACCAGUGUUAAAUUCAAUUGAUUGGACAUGAUUUGAGAAGGCACACACCUGUCUAUAUAAGGUCCCACAGUUGACUGCAUGUCAGAGCAAAAACCAAGCCAUGAUGUCGAAGGAAUUGUCCGUGGAGCUCCGAGACAGGAUUGUGUCAAGGCACAGUUCUGGGGAAGGGUACCAAAAGAUGUCUGCAGCACUGAAGGUCCCCAAGAACACAGUGGCCUCCAUCAUUCUUAAAUGGAAGAAGUUUGGAACCACAAAGACUCUUCCUAGAGCUGGCCGCCCGGCCAAACUGAGCAAUCGGGGGAGAAGGGCCUUGGACAGUGGUCAGAGAGGUGACCAAGAACCCGAUGGUCACUCUGACAGAGCUCCAGAGUUCCUCUGUGGAGAUGGGAGAACCUUCCAGAAAGACAACCAUCUCUGCAGCACUCUACUAAUCAGGCCAGACAGAAGCCACUCCUCAGUAAAAGGCACAUGAAAGCCAGCUUGGAGUUUGCCAAAAGGCACUUAAAGGACUCUGACCAUGAAAAACACGAUUCUUUGGUCUGAUGAAACCAAGAUGGAACUCUUUGGCCUGAAUGCAAAGUGUCAUGUCUGGAGGAAACAAGGCACCGCUAAUCACCUGGCCAAUACCAUCCCUACGGUGAAGCAUGGUGGUGGCAGCAUCAUGCUGUGGGGAUGUUUUUCAGCGGAAGGGACUGGGAGACUAUUCAGGAUCGAGGGAAAGAUGAACGGAGCAAAGUACAGAGAGAUCCUUGAUGAAAACCUGCUCCAGAGCGAAGGUUCAACUUCCAACAGGACAACGACCCUAAGCACACAGCCAAGACAACGCUGGAGUGGCUUCGGGCAAGUCUCUGAAUGUCCUUGAGUGGCCCAGCUAGAGCCCGGACUUGAACCCGUUCGAACAUCUCUGGAGAGACCUGAAAAUAGCUGUGCAGCGACGCUCCCCAUCCAACCUGACAGAGCUUGAGAGGAUCUGCAGAGAAGAAUACAGGUGUGCCAAGCUUGUAACGUCAUACCCAAGAAGACUCGAGGCUGUAAUCGCUGCCAAAGGUGCUUCAACAAAGUACUGAGUAAAGGGUCUGAAUACUUAUGUAAAUGUAAUAUUUCCAUUUUUUAUUUUGAAUACAUUUGCACAAAUUAAAAAAUAAAUAAAAAUGCAUCGAUUUUAGAAUAAGGCUGUAACGUAACAAAAUCUGGAAAAAGUUAAGGGGUCUGAAUACUUUCCGAAUGCACUGUAUAUCUCUGAGUGCAACGGUGAACUCUGACCCCCCUCUAGAUCACCACCAGUCAGGACUGUGGUUCUGUGUUAUCGAUUACUGAUUUGUUAAAUCUUCUCUCCAGUGUUUGACCAUCGUACUGGACAAUGGCUACAGCCACCCAUUGCUUGAGCAGCUUCUGCCAGCUCUGAAGAACAGCCUCCAUGACACCUCAGAGAAAGUACGCGUGGCCUUCCUCGACAUGCUGCUAAAGAUUAAAGCUGUGCGGGCCGCCAAGGUAAGACACGGCUUGUGUGUGUGUGUGUGUGUGUGUGUGUGUGUGUGUUUUUGUUUUUAUUGUACAGGCAUGUAUAUGUACAUAUUCUGUAUGAAUAUCUUUAGCAACGCACAUGCCCCGCCAACCUAAGGAUCUGUCUUUUUCAGCCAUCUAUUUCCUGUGUUUUGAGGGGUGCAAAAUCCACUUGUCACUUAAAUCUUGCUAGAUGGAUUGCUUUAAUUUUAGUCCUGCGACUCUUUCAUACUCUUGCUUGUGUCUGUAGUUUUUUCCCAUUAACGUUACGUACGACCGCGGAAAUGUUUGUAAUGACCUGUCAAACACACCCCAGUAAUGGCUGAAAUGGGAUACAAUGGCUUUCCAUUGAGUCUAUAAGAAUGCUAAAGCUUCAUCUGGGAUUUAACGCACCUUCUCCGACACUUGCAUCACAAGAAAGAGAAGAAAGAUAACUUUAUUUUGAUGGGUGUGUUUUUUUUUGUGCAAUUGAAAUAAGUAGUCAUUUAAUACAGGUGAAAUGUUUAGAAAUUAGGUGUGCUGAAAUGAAAGAAACUAAGAAAAUGACACCUGGAUUAUAGUGAUAUUAUGUCUGAUCUUGCAAACAAUGUAUGUAUCUUUAUGUUCAUUUAUUCAUGUCUGCAAAUAUACCCAGUGUGGUUAUGCAAAUGAGGAACAUACUUUUCUUUAUUUUAACACAAAAUAUAAAAAUAGACCUGGUACAAUAAGAAUGUACACUGAGUGUACAAAACAUUAGGAACACCUUCCUAAUAUUGAGUUGUAACCCCUUUUGCCCUCAGAACAGCCUCAAUUCAUUGGGGCGUGGACUCUACAAGGUGUCGAAAGCGUUCCACAGGGAUGGCCCAUGUUGACUCCAAUGCUUCGUACAGUUGUGUGAAGUUGGCUGGAUGUCCUUUGGGUGGUGGACCAUUCUUGAUACACAUUGUUGAGUGUGAAAAACCCAGCAGCGUUGCAGUUCUUGACACAUUCAAACCGGUGCGCCUGGCACCUACUACCAUACCCCGUUCAAAGGCACUUUCAUAUUUUCUCUUGCCCAUUCACCCUCUGAGUCGGAAGUUUACAUACACUUAGGUUGGAGUCAUUCAAACUUGUUUGUCAUCCACUCCACAAAUUUCUUGUUAACAAACUAUAGUUUUGGCAAGUUGGUUAGGACAUCUACUUUGUGCAUGACACAAGUAAUUUUUCCAACAGAUUAUUUCACUUAUAAUUUACUGUAUCACAAUUCUAGUGGGUCAGAAGUUUACAUACACUAAGUUGACUGUGCCUUUAAACAGCUUGGAAAAUUCCAGAAAAUGAUGUCAUGCUUUAGAAGCUUCUGAUAGGCUAAUUGACAUUUGAGUCAAUUGGAGGUGUACCUGUGGAUGUAUUUCAAGGCCUACCUUAACUCAGUGCCUCUUUGCUUGACAUCAUGGGAAAAUCAAAAGAAAUCAGCCAAGACCUCAGAAAAAAAAAAGUAGACCUCCACAAGUCUGGCUCAUCCUUGAGAGCAAUUUCCAAAUGCCUGAAGGUACCACGUUCAUCUGUACAAACAAUAGUACGCAAGUAUAAACACCAUGGGACCACGCAGCCGUCAUACCGCUCAGGAAGGAGACUCGUUCUGUCUCCUAGAGAUGAACGUAUUUUGGUGCAAAAAGCACGGGGGUGGCAGCACCAUGCUGUGGGGGUGCUUUGCUGCAGGAGAGACUGGUGCACUUCACAAAAUAGAUGGCAUCAUGAGGAAGGAAAAUGAUGUGGAUAUAUUGAAGCAACAUCUCAAGACAUCAGUCAGGAAGUUAAAGCUUGGUCGCAAAUGGGUCUUCCAAAUGGACAAUGACCCCAAGCAUACUCCCAAAGUUGUGGAAAAAUGGCUUACGGACAACAAAGUCAAGGUAUUGAAGUGGCCAUCACAAAGCCCUGACCUCAAUCCUAUAGAAAAUGUGUGGGCAGAACUGAAAAGGCGUGUGCGAGCAAGGAGGCCUACAAACCUGACUCAGUUACACCAGCUCUGUCAGGAGGAAUGGGCCAAAUUUCACCCAACUUAUUGUGGGAAGCUUGUGGAAGGCUACCCAAAACGUUUGACCCAAGUUAAACAAUUUAAAGGCAAUGCUACCAAAUACUAAUUGAGUGUAUGUAAACUUCUGACGCACUGGGAAUGUAAUGAAAUAAAUCAAAGCUGAAAUAAAUCAUUCUCUCUACUAUUAUUCUGACAUUUCACAUUCUUAAAAUAAAGUGAAUUUAACAGUUGACAUCAGUAAGGGAUAAUAGUUUUCACCUGGAUUCACCUGUUCAGUCUAUGUCAUGGAAAGAGCAGGUGUUCUUAAUGUUUUGUAUACUCAAUGUAUAGUGUUUUGGAAUUGCAGAGGAACACUAACUGACCAGAAUUAGCUUACAUUUUAGUCAUUUAGCAGACGCUCUUAUCCAGAGCGACUUACAGUUAGUGAGUGCAUACAUUUUUUCAUUUAAAAAAAUUAUACUGGCCCCCCGUGGGAAUCGAACCCACAACCCUGGUGUUGCAAGCGCCAUGCUUUACCAACUGAGCUACACGGGGCCUCACGUAGGAGUAUGCCUAUAUCAAAAUGGAACACACACAGCUACAAUGACUUGUACUUGCUUGUAUAACACAGCCUUGCUCCACACUACACUGUAAAGGGGUUACUGUGAAUCUGACAGUAGCUUACAGGCAGGCAGCUGGUGGAAAGACAAAUUCUGUAUUUCAUAUUACAGUUGACCUACUGUAAUAUAAAUACGGUAUCAAAGCAAGUACUGUUCCUAAUGUUAUGUACACUCAGUGUAUACAGUAUAUGAGUGCAUUCUAAGAAAAAAAGUGAUAUUUGACAAUAAAUUGAAUACCUGAAUUGCCACAAUAAAUUGCUGAAUGCCAUUCAUUAUUUGUCUGUGCCAGUAAAAUGUUUGUUAGUAUCUUCAUCCAUUGUCCAACUGUUUCAUUUAUUAGAGUUUUGUAAAACCUUUUAACAAUUUCGAUCACCGUUGCUAAUUUCUUCAUUGUCAUUUUGUUUGUGAAGGCUUUGAGUAUGGGAACUUUUUUGAUACUGCCACUACCUCGGGAAUACUGUCAGACAUUACUUGUGUAGCUCACCCUGCCGUACAUCCCCUCUCUCCUCUGGCCAGUUCUGGAAGGUGUCCUCCAUGGAACACCUGCUAGCCCGACUGGCCUUCGACUCACAGCCUGUCUCCAAGCGCGUCGUCAACCUUCUCUUCAAUUCCUUCUUCCCCGUCAACCAAUCAGAGGAGGUGUGGUGUGAGCGCUGCGUCACUCUGAUUCAGAUGAACCCCAAGGCAGCCAGGAAGUUCUACCAGUAUGCACAUAUCUACACUGCCCCCACUAACAUAGGUGAGUUUGUCCCAUGUGUACAUAUCCCCCACCAACAUAGGUGAGUUUGGCCUGCAGUUAUGUAGCUCCUGUCAGCAUAUGUGGGACUUAAAUCCUUCAUUGAUCCUUGGAAUUUUACUGUUGUUGAGGUCGUAGGUCUUUAUUCCCCUGUAGAUUAUUUAAAAAAUACAUAUCUAGCUCGUAGAUGUUAUGUGAGUCAUUUGAAGUUGUUAAUCUCCAGACUAAAGUCUGUUUACUGUACCUCUUGUGUGCCAGUCAAGCUGAUGCUGACAAUCCGCCGGUGUUUGAAUGCCUGCAUCCAGACUGAAGACCUGAACAAGACAAACUCGAGCAACAAGGAGAACGCAAGUGUAAGACUGAUUUGUAGAGCUGAAUGUCGGAUCACUUACAAGACUAAGGAGAUUCUUGUUUGUCAAUGGAAUGCAUGUACUAUAAUGAAAUGUUUCUUUCAUUCAAAUUGCAAUCUGGCAUUGACUUAUAAAUGCCUAAUGAGCUUAGUUAAACUGUCCUACCCCAUCAAAACCCAAAAUAAAAUUUCGCUUUACUCCAUUGUUUGUAAACACUGUCUAGCUUCAAAACAUGGUUAAAACUAUAAUUUUGAUCUUAUGGAGGGUCAGUCUUUGAAGUUAAGAGUGCUUACAUUUCUGCAGUGUAGAAAGCCAGUAUGAGGGUCUGCUCUAAGGCUAGAAUGAUUGGUGACCGGUGCGUGAGAGAAUAAAAAUCUGUAUACAGUUCAGUAGGUACUUGCACUCAAACCAUAAAAAGGAAAAAAACAACGAGGCUGGUAUGCAAAAAUAUACUUAAUUUAAUACCAAGCUUGAAAAAAGUGCCAAGUGCAACAACAAAAAAUGUCAAUUUGUAUUCUUUCAAGCAUGGUAUUAAAGUAAGCAUAUUUUUUCGUCUUUGGUGUUUCCUUUUUAUGCUUUGAGUGCGAGUACCUACUGAACUCUACAUUACUCCAGCCCCAUCGCUCAGCUGUUUACCACAACAAGUGGCUGGGUGGCAGUUUAGUUGAUUUUUAAAUCUCAGAGAGCCCCUUUUUAAAACAAGGUUCCUUGCAGGUUUUGGAGGAUGUCCUUUCGGUCAAGGACACAGCGUCCAUGGCCAGUCUGCUGGAGCUGGUGGUGAUCCUGUGGAGGAGCAUCCGGAAAGCCCUGGAGCUCAACAAGGACGCCCUCCAGUACACCACUGCCAAAUUUGGCUCCGUCGUGCCCAAAUAUUUCAAUGUCUUCCAGGUAUGAGGUGGACUGGAGGUUGCGUCCCAAUAAUCUCUCCUUUCUCCCGAAGUGAGCACUGGUUCACUUCCAUUCAUGGAUUUGAAAGGAAAUGACUGGUAUAUAUUAACUCCCUCUAGCCCAUGCCUACACCAAUCCAAUAUUUUUAAAUGUGUCGGGAGUAGUGAAAGAGUGCACACUUCAGGAAGAAGCAAGAUUAUUGGGACACACCCUAGAUAUCUUCCACAUCGUUUAAGGUGUCCUCACUUAGUUUUCUCUCUUUCAGGAGGAGCGUUGCACAGUUCCCCUCAUCCAACUGGCCUCCCUACUGCCCCCAGCUUCUGUCCCCACUUUCAGGUCAGUGGGAUCCUGCUUACUUGUCUUUUUUUGGUCUCCACUUCAGACUCUGUCUCUCACUCAAUCACUUACUCAUGCACACACGUUAACCCUGUCACCUCUGGUCCAUGUGUUCCAGCUGUGGAGUGCUGUCUAGGCUGAAGAGGUUAGAGGCGGGGGCCAAGGUGUCCCAGUACAGUCAGAUCAUCGAGUGUCUGUGUAGCUGGGGCCAGGCCGCACACGUCCUGGAGCUUAUCACUGACUGGCUCACUGAGGCCUUACCCACCGGCGCGGUAAGUAACACACCGAGAUUGCUUCCCAAAUGGCACCCAAUUCUCUAUAUAUUGCACUACUUUUGAUCAAGGCGCAUAGGUUCUCUGGUCAAAAGUUGUGCACUAUAUAGGGAAUAGGGUGCUAUUUGGGACACAUACGCAUACAUAGGGAUAUAUUUGGGCCUAAAAUAUAAAUAUCCAAAUUAGCCACAGAUGUAAUCCAGGGAUUUUUCUGCCAUUGAAAUCCUUAUUAUACAAGAGACACAAUUCAGAUUCUACAGCACAACGGCAGUCAUAUUUUAAGUGUAAAACUAACAAUGACUCAAUAAUUCAUGCCUUCUGGGAGUGCUAUAAAGUCCAAACGUUAUGGGCAGAGUUAGAAAGCUGGCUGUCAGAAGUUUUACAUGAAUGAGGGUGCAGUGAGAUACCCAAUGGGUUGGACAAUUUUAUUUUCGUCACUUACACUGAACAAAACUAAACGCAACAUGCAAGAAUUUCAAAGAUUUUACUGAGUUACAGUUCAUAUAAGGAAAUCAGUCAAUUUAAAUAAAUUCAUUAGGCCCUAAUAUAUGGAUUUCACAUUACUGGGAAUACAGAUAUGCAUCUGUUGGUCACAGAUAUUGAGUUGAUCAGGCUGUUGAUUGUGGCCUGUGGAAUGUUGUCCCACUCCUCUUCAAUGGCUGUGCGAAGUUGCUGGAGAUGGGCAGGAACUGGCACACGCUGUCGAACACGUCAAUCCAGAGCAUCCCAAACAUGCUCAAUGGCUAACAUGUCUGGUGAGUAUGCAGGCCAUGGAAGAACUGGGACAUUUUCAGCUUCCAGGAAUUGUGUACAAAUCCUUGUGACAUGGGGCCGUGCAUUAUCAUGCUGAAACAUGAGGUGAUGGCGGCGGAUGAAUGGCAUGACAAUGGGCCUCAGGAUCUCAUCACGGUAUCUGUGCAUUGAAAUUGCCAUUGAUAAAAUGCAAUUGUGUUGUUUGUCGGUAGCUUAUGCCUGCCCAUACCAUAACCCCACCGCCACCAUGGGGCCCUCUGUUCACCGCCACCAUGGGGCCCUCGGUUCACAACGUUGACAUCAGCAAACUGCUUGCCCACACGAAGCCAUACACGCUGUCUGCCAUCUGCCUGGUACAGUUGAAACCGGGAAGAGCACACUUCUCCAGUGUGCCAGUGGCCAUCAAAGGUGAGCAUUUGCCCACUAAAUUAUGUUAUGACGGCGAACUGCAGUCAGGUCAAGACCCUGGUGAGGACGACGAGCACGCAGAUGAGCUUCCCUGAGACGUUUCUGACCGUUUGUACAGAAAUUAUUUGGUUGUGCAAACCCACAGUUUCAUCAGCUGUCCAGGUGGCUGGUCUCAGACGAUCCCACAGGUGAAGAAGCCGGAUGUGGAGGUCCUGGGCUGGCGUGGUUACACAUGGUCUGCGGUUGUGAGGGUGGUUGGACAUACUGCCAAAUUCUCUAGAACGACGUUGGAGGCAGCUUAUGGUAGAGAAAUGAACAUUCAACAGUUCUGGUGGACAUUCCUGCAGUCCGCAUGUGGCAUUGUGACAAAACUGCACAUUUUAGAGUGGCCUUUUAUUGUUCCCCAGCACAAUGUGCACCUGUGUAAUGAUCAUGCUGUGUAUUCAGCUUCUUGAUAUGCCACACCUGUCAGGUGGAUGGAUUAUCUUGUCAAAGGAGAAAUGCUCACUAACAGAGAUGUAAACAAAUUUGUGCUCAAUAUUUGAGAGAAAUAAGCUUUUUGUGCAUAUAGAACAUUUCUGGGAUCUUUUAUUUCAGCUCAUGAAACAUGAGACCAACACUUUUUACAUGUUGCGUUUUUAUUUUUGUUCAGUAUAUAUUGAAGAUUAUAUUACUUAAAUACUGGAAGUCAAAUGAUACUCCAUUAAGAGAAUGGAAGAAUGAAAUGCUUUAUUUAAAUAUUGAAAAGAAUCUGGCAGAAACAUAUCACAAUCUGAAGUCAUAUGUCUUACAAGCAUUGGAAACAACAUUGCGUGUGGAUACGGUGGGAACGUGGGUCUGAGCAAGUGUGAUGUCAUUAAUGUUGGUUGAAAUGUAUGUAAAUGUUAAGUUGUCUAUUGUUUUUGUAUAUGUAUGCCUACGUUUUUUUUUUUUUCAUUUUAUCGGGUCACCCAAGUCCAAAAAGUGUUAAAUAAUAAAUUGGGAUGGAAAAACGCUUUCAGUGUAAACUUAAGGGUCAUGAACAGUCAAAAUCAUGUUUUUCAUUACAUUUUAUGAUAUUUGAAGGAAACCAGAUCAAAGUAUGAUGGCCAAAGUAUGAAAAAUGACUUGCUUCUUCAUUGAUAAAGUUUGAUCAUAAAGUUACUGGUCCCCUCCCCAUGUCAAAGCACUUGGAUUCAUUAUUAAGGGGACAAGGUGACAUUACCUUAACUCUCAUUUUAAUAAACCAAUGCUAACAUGAUAUUCUCUUACCUAAUUUUAAUAAGUACUACCUUGUAACUAACAUUGGAAAAGGUGUGUUUUCAGAGGGGCAUGGUUUAAAUAGCUAGAUAGAUACUCUACUGGUGCCAAAAUUUGACUGUAGAGUGUCAGCAAAUAUAAUUUAAAGUUUACCCUAUUAAUCUAUGGCAAAGAUACUUAUGUUUCACCUUUCAGCUGUGUCUGGUGUUAGCUAGUUACUGGCUAGCUAGGUCUUCAGCCAGCAUGGAACAAGGUUCGUUCAAAAAUCCGCCGCAGUUGUCAAGUCAACACAUCCGUCAGUGCUGCUGUGAACCGCAUCACAAGAGACAUGCCAAACAGGAGAUGUGUAAAAAAAUAUCUAUAAUUGAUGCAAUUUCAAUGUUUGAGUUGCUUUGUGUAUCACCACAUUUUCUUUAAAUGAUUUUACUGCAACACUGCUUACUACAUCCAAGUUGCUUGACAUGAGUAUAAGCUCCCUGCCCACUCAGCCUGUCUUUUCAAAAGUUAGCCAUGAGAGAGAAAGUACUUUACAGAAUGACUGUUCGGGGCCUUUUAAACGACUAAAAACGGAUAUAAAGUAUUUAGAAAAGAUAAUGGACUUAUUUAAAAAUAUAUAUAUAGUCUUUGAGAAACUGCAAUAUUUUCUCUCAGCUUCAUGGAGAAAUGUGUAGAAUUGCAGGAAAUUGGCUUGGGGGCCACUAAAAUUAAGCUGCGCCAACGGGCUGACUGCCCCCAUUGCCACGCCCCCUACCACACCCACCACCUAAACCCCUUUUUUAUCCAGACAAAACCCUGUAAUCAUGAUAUCAUUGGACAUAACCCCCCUUUCUGCUCCCACUUUUCCUUCACAGGGCAAAGGGAACACCAGUCGGAAAGUGCGCAUCCAGGAGACGGUGGAGGCCAAGCCAGACCUGGGGCUAGAUUACCUGGAGUACCUGUUCAGCCGCACCGCCACGCGGGACUGCGUACUGCCCUUCAGGCAGGGCCAGCUCAAACAGCUACACAAAGCCCUCGGGGCCUGGAAGGUACAGUAGAUACUAUAAUUUGUUUUUUUAUAUGUUGCUUAUAUGUGCUGUGACAGGCUAUGAGCAGAGGUGUGAUCUUGUGUCCUGUUUGCCUCCACAGUCGGUGCUGUACUCACAUCUGAGCUCUUCUGAGGCCCAGGCCGAUGUUCCCAGAGCAGAAACAGCACUGAGGGCGUUUGCUCUUCACGCACGUCUCAGUGCCCAUCUACAGCACAAUGUGAGUUCCAUCACCUACAUACUUCUACAGUGGGGGAAAAAAGUAUUUAGUCAGCCACCAAUUGUGCAAGUUCUCCCACUUAAAAAGAUGAGAGAGGCCUGUCAUUUUCAUCAUAGGUACACGUCAACUAUGACAGACAAAUUGAGAAAAAAGAAUCCAGAAAAUCACAUUGUAGGAUUUUUUAUGAAUUUAUUUGCAAAUUAUGGUGGAAAAUAAGUAUUUGGUCACCUACAAACAAGCAAGAUUUCUGGCUCUCACAGACCUGUAACUUCUUCUUUAAGAGGCUCCUCUGUCCUCCACUCGUUACCUGUAUUAAUGGCACCUGUUUGAACUUGUUAUCAGUAUAAAAGACACCUGUCCACAACCUCAAACAGUCACACUCCAAACUCCACUAUGGUCAAGACCAAAGAGCUGUCAAAGGACACCAGAAACAAAAUUGUAGACCUGCACCAGGCUGGGAAGACUGAAUCUGCAAUAGGUAAGCAGCUUGGUUUGAAGAAAUCAACUGUGGGAGCAAUUAUUAGGAAAUGGAAGACAUACAAGACCACUGAUAAUCUCCCUCGAUCUGGGGCUCCACGCAAGAUCUCACCCCGUGGGGUCAAAAUGAUCACAAGAACGGUGAGCAAAAAUCCCAGAACCACACGGGGGGACCUAGUGAAUGACCUGCAGAGAGCUGGGACCAAAGUAACAAAGCCUACCAUCAGUAACACACUACUCCGCCAGGGACUCAAAUCCUGCAUUGCCAGACGUGUCCCCCUGCUUAAGCCAGUACAUGUCCAGGCCCGUCUGAAGUUUGCUAGAGUGCAUUUGGAUGAUCCAGAAGAGGAUUGGGAGAAUGUCAUAUGGUCAGAUGAAACCAAAAUAUAACUUUUUGGUAAAAACUCAACUCAUCGUGUUUGGAGGACAAAGAAUGCUGAGUUGCAUCCAAAGAACACCAUACCUACUGUGAAGCAUGGGGGUGGAAACUUCAUGCUUUGGGGCUAUUUUUCUGCAAAGGGACCAGGACGACUGAUCCGUGUAAAGGAAAGAAUGAAUGGGGCCAUGUAUCGUGAGAUUUUGAGUGAAAACCUCCUUCCAUCAGCAAGGGCAUUGAAGAUGAAACGUGGCUGGGUCUUUUAGCAUGACCAUGAUCCCAAACACACCUCCCGGGCAACGAAGGAGUGGCUUCGUAAGAAGCAUUUCAAGGUCCUGGAGUGGCCUAGCCAGUCUCCAGAUCUCAACCCCAUAGAAAAUCUUUGGAGGGAGUUGAAAGUCCGUGUUGUCCAGCGACAGCCCCAAAACAUCACUGCUCUAGAGGAGAUCUGCAUGGAGGAAUGGGCCAAAAUACCAGCAACAGUGUGUGAAAACCUUGUGAAGACUUACAGAAAACGUUUGACCUGUGUCAUUGCCAACAAGGGGUAUAUAACAAAGUAUUGAGAAACUUUUGUUAUUGACCAAAUACUUAUUUUCCACCAUAAUUUGCAAAUAAAUUCAUAAAAAAUCCUACAAUGUGAUUUUCUGGAUUAUUUUUUCUCAAUUUGUCUGUCAUAGUUGACGUGUACCUAUGAUGAAAAUUACAGGCCUCUCUCAUCUUUUUAAGUGGGAGAACUUGCACAAUUGUUGGCUGACUAAAUACUUGUUUUCCCCACUGUACCUCUGCUGCAAAACAGUCCAAUUCAGAUGUUACUCCUCUCUUUGUAACAAAUCUGUGUACGGUAGUGCUUUGCCCACAAUAAAUUGACCGAAUUAUCAUCAGGGUUGAUCAAUUCCAAUUUAAUUUCAAAUUCAAUUCAAGCAGGAUGUGGAGAAUUUAAUUGGAAUUGCAGCAAUCUUCAAAACACUUAAUUGGAAUUGAAUUGGAAUUUAGACCGUAUGAAUUGAAUUGCAACUGAACAUAAACCAUCCUUGGAAUGGAAUUGGAAUUUAAUUUGAAUUGGAAAAUAAAAACAUCCUUGGAUUGGAAUUGGAAUUUAGAUUUGGACAACUUUAAUUGUAUUAUAAUUGUGUACUGGAGUUAAUGCAUUGAAAUUGAAUGCAAACUUUUGUUUUAAAUCAAAUAAUGAUAAUUAUAUACAUGUUUUCUAAUGAGGAGUUGAUGUGCAAUAUAAUUCCAGUUUGGUUAUUUUGGUCCAAUUAAAGUGAUAGUUCACCCAAAUUAAAUAUUGGUUUCCUUCCCCUUAAGCAGUCAAUGAACUAUGACAUUGUCGUUUUGUAAUUUGGCUAAAUUUGAAUUCCACUGAGUAUUGUUUACGCAAUUAUUAUGUAUUGCUUUAUAAUUCUACAACAUAUGGAAUUAAGCAGUCGCUUUUAUCCAAAGCAACUUCGUCAUGCAUGGAUAGAUUUUUACGUAAGGGUGAUCCCGGGAAUCUAACUCACUCCCGUCGUUGCAAAAGCCAUUUUUCAAUUUAUUUGGGGGGGGGGGGGGGGGGUACAUUGAUUGUUAUUUAUAUUAUGCAGCACAAAGAAAAAUCACUUGUAAAAAAACUCAUCUGUUAGUGGUUGGAUUUAUUGCACCCGUUAUUGAGAUGGUGGAGCCAGUUCAUAUGGUUUAUGUUGUCUUGUCAACUUUAUACUCUCUACCUUGCAAUCAGUCUGAAUGCAAAAGGUGCUUGAUGAACUACUCUAAAGAUUGCAAAUCCACCAUUUGGAUGGAUUUCAAUGGGAAUUAAACACCACCCUGAAGGUUAUCAUAAUUUGGUAAAAUGGCCUGAGGUGGUGUGUCAAAUAUAUAUUUUUUCUGGGCCAGGAAGUAAACAGGCAAUCAAAUAUGUAGCUUCUGGUAUUUGAACACACUUAUAAUUGCAUAUUUUAUGUAGCCCUUGAUAGAGGCUGGACAUGCAAGUGAAUGCAAUGAGUAAGUCUCUGUCACUAACAAACAGUCAUGGGGGGGGAUAAUUCCAAUGUUUACAUUUACAUUUUAGUCAUUUAGCAGACGCUCUUAUCCAGAGCGACUUACAUGAGCAAUUAAGGGUUAAGUGCCUUGCUCAAGGGCACAUCGACAGAUUUUUCACCUAGUCGGCUCGGGGAUUAGAACCAGCAACCUUUCGGUUACUGGCACAACGCUCUUAACCACUAAGCUACCUGCCGCCCCGCAAUGUUCACUCUAAAGGCACACUGGGAUAUACAGUUGAAGUCGGAAGUUUACAUACACCUUAGCCAAAUACAUUUAAACUCUGUUUUUCACAAUUUCUGACAUUUAAUCCUAGUAAAAAUUCCCUGUCUUAUGUUAGGUAGGAUCACCACUUCAUUUUAAGAAUGUGAAAUGUCAGAAUAAUAGUAGAGAGUGAUUUAUUUCAGCUUUUUCUUUCUUUCAUCCCAUUCCCAGUGCGUCAGAAGUUUACAUACACUCAAUUAUUAUUUGAUAGCAUUGCCUUUAAAUUGUUUAACUUGGGUCAAACGUUUCGGGUAGCCUUCCACAAGCUUCCCACAAUAAAUUGGGUGAAUUUUGGCCCAUUCCUCCUGACAGAGCUGGUUGUAACUGAGUCAGGUUUGUAGGCCUCCUUGCUCGCACACACUUUUUCAGUUCUGCCCACACAUUUUCUAUAGGAUUGAGGUCAGGGCUUUGUGAUGGCCACUCCAAUACCUUGACUUUGUUGUCCUUAAGCCAUUUUGCCACAACUUUGGAAGUUUGCUUGGGGUCAUUGUCCAUUUGGAAGACCCAUUUGCGACCAAGCUUUAACUUCCUGACUGAUGUCUUGAGAUGUUGGUUCAAUAUAUUCACAUCAUUUUCCUUCCUCAUGAUGCCAUCUAUUUUGUGAAGUGCACCAGUCCCUCCUGCAGCAAAGCACCCCCACAGCAUGAUGCUGCCACCCCUGUGCUUCACGGUUGGGAUGGUGUUCUUCGGCUUGCAAGCUCCCUCUUUUUCCUCCAAACAUAACGAUGGUCAUUAUGGCCAAACAGUUCUAUUUUUGUUUCAUCAGACCAGAGGACAUUUCUCCAAAAAGUACGAUCUUUGUCCCCAUGUGCAGUUGCAAACCGUAGUCUGUUUUUUUUAUGGCGGUUUUGGAGCAGUGGCUUCUUCCUUGCUGAGCGGCCUUUCAGGUUAUGUCGAUAUACGACUUGUUUUACUGUGGAUAUAGAUACUGUUGUACCUGUUUCCUCCAGCAUCUUCACAAGGUCCUUUGCUGUAGUUCUGGGAUUGAUUUUCACUUUUCGCACCAAAGUACGUUAAUCUCUAGGAGACAGAACGCAUCUCCUUCCUGAGCGGUAUGACGGCUGCGUGGUCCCAUGGUGUUUAUACUUGCGUACUAUUGUUUGUACAGAUGAACGUGGUACCUUCAGGCGUUUGGAAAUUGCUCUCAAGGAUGAACCAGACCUCCAAUUGACUCAAAUGAUGUCAAUUAGCCUAUCAGAAGCUUCUAAAGCCAUUACAUAAUUUUCUGGAAUUUUCCAAGCUGUUUAAAGGCACAGUCAACUUAGUGUAUGUAAACUUCUGACCCACUGGAAUUGUGAUACAGUGAAUUAUAAGUGAAAUAAUCUGUCUGUAAACAAUUGUUGAAAAAAUGACUUGUGUCAUGCACAAACUAGAUGUCCUAACUGACUUGCCAAAACUAUAGUUUGUUAACAAAGAAAUUUGUGGAGUGGUUGAAAAACGAGUUUUACUGACUCCAACCUAAGUGUAUGUAAACUUCCGACUUCAACUGUAUGGAAAUGUAAGCAAAUAUUUGCAUAUAUCCCAGAGUGCCUGUUAGUGAACGUUGGAAUUACCACACAUGAUUGUGUUUGCUAGUGACAGAGACAUGGUUGUUGCAUACAAUUCUUAUCAAAACUGUAGCCUUCAAGUGAGUGCCUAAGUGAAUAUGUUAUCCUUAAAAUGUAACCCUUUCUGACAAUACAUUACACAUCAUAAGGCUAUACCUCAACAGACUAGUUUUACCCUAACACAGGGUAUAACAUAAGAUCGAUUAAUCAAUCAAUGUGGAUGCAAAAACACAGAUAUUGAAACAAACAAUUCUAAAAAUGAACCUGCAAUAAAGCAUGCUCGGAAAUAUGAUAAUGAUGGGCGUGGAUUUGAGUGUCAGUGUUUUACUACAGAGAAAAAUGACACAAUCACACUCAACUCUGGUUAUUGACGUCAAUGGGUUAUUUUAUAACACUGAGUGUUAAUUUAACUCCUGAAUUAAUAAACAUCUCACUCUACCUCAUAGUAUUUUUCCUUUAUUAGUCAGGCAUGAAAGGUGGAGACGGUAAUUGAACCCUGGUCUCCGGUGGGGAAGCACACAUUUGCUUGUUGCUGGGAGUGUUUCCCACAUGACCACGGCUCUGGAGAUCCUCUCAUUUCUAUCAUGAAUUUUGUUUCACACUACAGUAUGCAAUUGUAUAAAUGUUACAUAAAGGGUUUUGUUUGAAUAUUAAUGUGUAGAAAAUGUGUUUAAAAAAAUUAAUUUGCCAAUGUAUUGUUUUUAGAGAGCAUGGAGAUUUGUUCCCCACAAUGUGCUAAACCAAUUGGGGAGAAAACUGGUAUAAAGUAAUAAUGAAUAAUACAGUAGCCACUACUGAGUGGAGUAUUUUUCAUUUUUUCAUCCUUAUUUCAUGCUGUUCAUAUUAAAUAGCUUUAACUUACUGUAUCUAUGAUAUUCACUAAUUGGAUGGGUUAUAUUUAAUUGGAUGUUUUACAUCUUUAAAGUAUGUUUUAACUUGAAGAGCAUCUUACUGUAUUAUUUUAUAUAUUUUACAGGUUAAGCUAAUUCCCCAAAUUCCUGAACGUUUUCAGAAUUCAGGGGACAUUUCGAGGUUUACCAGGAAUAUUCCUUCUUAGUUCGUUAAGAGGUUUUUAAGUUUGUCUUUGGAAUCUGCCAUGAGUUGAGGUAGUUUGGUUGAGUUUGGCUUGAGUUGAAAGAAGUGAAGGAAUUUAAAUUCAGGGAAUUUGUCUAGAGAGGGAAUUGAAUUAUGUGAAUUAUUGUUGCUGAAUAUGGAAUUAAGAAUUGUAGUUUUGAAUUGGUAUUUGAGUUUAAUUUAAUUGAGUGAAUUGUUGUGGCAGAAUAAUGAAUUAGGAAUUGUAGUUUUGAUUUGACUUAGAAUUUGAAUUCGAGAUGAGUUGAAUUCACUCUGAAUUGAAGAACUGCUAUGGAAUUGAAUUGAUGGAAUUUAUAGGAAGAGAGAAUUGCAUUGGAAUAACAUUUGUGGAAUUGACCCCAACUCUGCAGGAAUGUUUUAUUUAUGGGAUUUAUAGGGAGAGGGAAUUGAAUUUGUGGAAUUGACCCCAACCCUGAUUAUCAUGAUAGCGAAUUAGCGAUACAUAAAACAAUAACUUUAUAACAGUAAUGUGCAUCACUUUUUUUUUUUUUUUACCCUUAACUACCACUACUACUUUGAAUGUUGUAGUUAUGGAUUGUCCCAUUAGCAUUCACCCAUAUUAGUAGACUUAUUCAAUUUCAAACUUCACAUAUCUCCAGCAUAGUAUAGGCCACUUAUCAUAAUUAACGAUAUCAGCAAAAUGUCCUCUAAGUGUUGGGUUUUGUCGGUGUCUGUAAUUUGGAUUAUUGUCCCAGGUCUAGUGAACAGUAUUUGGGAUAUAACUGGUCUUCUGUAGCUCAGUUGAUAGAGCAUGGCAAUUGUGACACCAGGAUAGUGUGUUCGAUUCCUGGGACCACCCAUACGUAAAAAAAGUAUGCACGCAUAACUAAGUCGACUUUGAAUAAAAGUGUCUGCUAAACGGCAUACACUACCAGUCAAAGGUUUGGACACACCUACUCAUUCAAGGGUUUUUCUUUAUUUUUACAAUUUUUUACAUUUAAUAAUAGUGAAUACAUCAAAACUAUGAAAUAACACAUAUGGAAUCAUGUAGUAACCAAAACGUGUUAAACAAGUUAUUCAAAUAGACACCCUUUGCCUUGAUGACAUCUUUGCACACUCUUGGCAUUCUCUCAACCAGCUUCAUGAGGUAGUCACCUGGAAUGCAUUUCAAUUAACAGGUGUUCUUUCCUUCUUAAUGCGUUUGAGCCAAUCAGUUGUGUUGUGACAAGGUAGGGGGGCUAUACAGAAGAUAGCCCUAUUUGGUAAAAGACCAAGUCCAUAUUAUGGCAAGAACAGCUCAAAUAAGCAAAGAGAAACAACAGUUAAUCAUUACUUUAAGACAUGAAGGUCAGUCAAUACGGAACAUUUCAAGAACUUUUAAAGUUUCUUCAAGUGCAGUCGCAAAAACCAUCAAGCGCUAUGAUGAAACUGGCUCUCAUGAGGACUGCCACAGGAAUGAAAGACCAGAGUUGCCUCUGCUGCAGAGGAUAAGUUCAUAGAGUAACCAGCCUCAGAAAUUGCAGCCCAAAUAAAUGUUUUGAAGUAACAGAAGCAUCUCGACAUCAACUGUUCAGAGGAGACUGUGUGAAUCGGGCCUUCAUGGUCGAAUUGCUGCAAAGAAACCACUACUAAAGGACACCAAUAAGAAGAAAACACUUGCUUGGGCCAAGACAUUAGACCGGUAGAAAUGUGUCCUUUGGUCUGGAGUCCAAAUUGGAGAUUUUUGGUUCCAACCGCCGUGGCUUAGUGGGACAAUCAUUUGUUUUUCAACAGUACAAUGACCCAAUACACCUCCAGGCUGUGUAAGGGCUAUUUUACCAAGAAGAAGAGUGAUGCAGUGCUGCAUCAGAUGACCUGAACUCCACAAUCCCCCGACCUCAACCCAAUUGAGAUGGUUUGAGAUGAGUCGGACCGCAGAGUGAAGGAAAAGCAGCCAACAAGUACUCAGCAUAUGUGGGAACUCCUUCAAGACUGUUGGAAAAGCAUUCCAUGUGAAGCUGGUUGAGAGAAUGCCAAGAGUGUGCAAAGCUGUUAUCAUGGCAAAGGGUGGCUAUUUGAAGAAUCUCAAAUAUAAAAUAUAUUUUGAUUUGUUUAACACUUUUUUGGUUACUACAUGAUUCCAUAUGUGUUAUUUCAUAGUUUUGAUGUCUUCACUAUUAUUCUACAAUGUAGAAAAUGGUGAAAAUAAAGAAAAACCCUGGAAUGAGUAGGUGUGUCCCAAACUUUUGACUGGUACUGUAUAUUAUUUAUUAUAUUAGCUACUGGUCUGUGUCGUGUUUUGGCUAUAACCACCUUUUACAACCUGCUAUAACCACCAGGGCUUUUUGUUCUAUAACCACAUGUUUUUGCGUUCCCAGUUCUCUGAGGGCAGGGAUUUCCUGGUUUCUGUGGAGAACAUGGCAGCAUGGGUGGCAGAGAGGGUGCUGCCCUUCCUGGUCAGUCUCAGUGAGGGAAGGGUCACUGAGCAGCAGCGGGAUCUCGCCAGGCAGGUGGUAGAGGUAAGCACAACCUGCUGGAUAGGGUAGCGGGUAGCAAGUAUCAACCACAGGAUGGAUUUUACACUGUUUUUGUACAGGACACCUACACGUUAAUUCUGUGUUAAGUACUCAGAGGUACCUCAGGGGUGUCCAAUUCAAUUCCUGGAGGGCUGUGUGUCUGCUGGUGGUUAUUUAUUUUCAAUUUGUGUCCAACUAAGUCCUAGACAACCAGUUGAGCGUCAAUCAAAUCAAUCAAAUGUAUUUCACAAAGCCUUUUUUACAUCAGCAGUUGUCAGUGAUUUUCAGAAAAUGUUAAAACACAGGAUGAAUAAUAUAGCAUUAGCGACCUUUCAGACAUAAAAGAACAGCCGUGUUAUAUAGUUAUUUAUAAACUGGGUGGUUCGAGCACUGAAUGCUGAUUGGCUGACAGCCGUAGUAUAUCAGACUGUAUACCACGGGUAUGACAAAAUAUUUAUUUUAACUGCUCUAAUUACGUUGGUAACCAGUUUAUAAUAGCAAUAAGGCACCUCGGAGGUUUGUGGUAUAUGGCCAAUAUACCACGGCUAAGGGCUGUAUCCAGGCACUCCGCGUUGCGUCGUGCCUACGAACAGCCCUUAGCCGUGGUAUAUUGGCUAUAUACCACAAACCUCCGAGGUGCCUUAUUGCUUACGUGUAUGAGACACUGUUACAGUAUUAUCCAGUGAAUUAAGUCCUGGUAAUGUAUGAGCAGCUUUAUAGUAUUAUGGUCAGUAGAUCAAUUCUCCUCCUUUCUCCUUUCUUAUGCUUUCAGUUCUAGCUAAGGCCACGUCCCAAAUGGCACACUAUUCCCUAUGUAGUGCAUUACUUUUGACCAGAGCCCUAUUGGCCCUGGUCAAAAGUAGUGCACUUUUAGGGAAUAGGGUUCCAUUUGGGACGCGGCCUUAGUUGGUUAAAGAUUGUUAUUCCACACUCGCCUAUCAGCUCUCUGCUGUAUGCCUCCCACUCACAGAGAGCUAGAUGGACUAAUUUGUUAUUUGAAAUUGGCUUCUCUAGCUAUUUCUGUCAUUACUCUCUCAAGAGUGUCGCCCAAAGGUUGCUGCUGUGUUCGGAUAUGGAAAAUAAACCCCCAUUUAUCUCAAUACCCACUUCUGCUGCUUCCACCAACUCUAGGGUUCCAGCACCAACACUUGAGAUUAAGAUAGUAUGGUGGGUUAUGCAAUGCAUUGUUCUCAGGAAAAAUGUGCACAAAAAUGUCAUUUUUUAUGAUUGAAUAAUUGUUUUAUUGUCCCGUAAUAUAGUUAGUUUAGUUGAUUUGGGCUUUCAGCAUUAUUACAGGUUCUUAAAAACAGUUGUCAAUACAACCUCUGAUUUACUUUGCCGUUACUAUUUUUUAAAAAACAUAAAUGUCAUUGUUUCUAUGGGUUAACGUUUUCUGUCCGUCUUUGUGGAGUGACUACCUUGCUCUAACGUUGUGGUGAUGUUUGGCAGAAAUUCCUGACAGUGUGCAGCGAUGUGAUCCGGGUGGGCCUUGGGGACGAGGAGUUCAAAGGGCAGGUCCUUCACCUGUGCUCCGUUGUGCUCCUCUCUGGUGAGUGUAGCUAUUUACACUACACAGAUACAAUUACAGACAUCAAUAUGAAGGAGUAUGUCACUUUAGGGCCAUUUUGGAUCUGUAAAUCAACUUUGCCAUAAGGCACACUUAGAACCGUAGAUUCUCUAGAAUUGUUGUUGACUGGAACACCCACUGACUAGGCCACUUGUGCACCUAGUCUUUCACUGUGUCUGUGAGGAAUUAUGACCUAGGUGGGUGUGUGUUGUUGUGUUCUCAGAGAAGGGCUACCUGUGUGUUCCCCUGCUGCUCUCUGUGCUGACGAAGGUGGCGGAGAACUACGUCCCCGAGAACCAGGCCCAGGACGACCAGUCCUCCAUCAUCCUCAGCGUGGUCACCAACGUCUUCCAGAAGAUCCUGGAGAUCAUGGCUCGCCACCUGAGGAAGGACCCCGAGGAGGGCCAGGAGGUGUGGAGGAUGGCUGCUUCCCACUAUUUAUAGGAAAUCAGUCGCCGUAUCAACAAAGGGCUUUACAUUUUUUAUUUUAUUUUACCCCCUUUUUCUCCCCAAUUUCGUGAUAUCCAAUUAUGAUCUUGUCUCAUUGCUGCAAUUCCCUAACGGGCUCGGGAGAGGCGAAGGUCGAGUCAUGUGUCCUCCGAAACAUGACCUGCCAAACCCCGCUUCUUAACACCCGCCCGCUUAACCCAGAAGCCAGCCGCGAAUGGUGUCGGAGGAGUCACCAUUCAACUGACGAUCAAAGUCAGCCUGCAGGCGCCCGGCCCGCCACAAGGAGUUGCUAGAGCACGAUAAGCCAAGUAAAGCCCCCCCGGCCAAACCCUCCCCUAACCCGGACGACGCUGGGCCAAUUGUGCGCCGCCCUAUGGGACUCCCGGUCACGGCCGGUUGUGACACAGCCUGGGAUCGAACCCGGGUCUGUAGUGACGCCUGCGAUGCAGUGCCUUAGACUGCUGCGCCACUCGGGAGGCCCCAACCAAGGGCUUUUUAUUGACUGUGGUUUGGUGUGUGUUUGAGUGUCAAUCAAAAACGCACACUUAGAUCAUUAGAGGUAGUCUCUUCAAUCAGUUUUUAAAUGGCUGUGUCUAUAAAUAAUACCUAUUUGGCCCAACAACCGAAGCAGUACUGGGGCCAUAUGUAUCAAGCUUCUCAGAGUAGGCUUGAGGAUCAGCUCCCCCCCUGUCCAUUUAAUCAUAUUCAUUGUGAUCUAAAUAACUGAAUUGCACUCCUACUCUUAGACGCAUAAUACAUUAUGGCCCCUGUUCAGCUCGCAAAUGUGAAUAGAUAAUUGAAGGUUGUUUCUCUCUCCCCUGGCUGUUGUAGCUGUGGCACUCGGCUGUUCACGCUCUAGGAGACUUCCUCCAGGUCGUUCAGGCAUGGUCGGGCUUCAACUCCAACCCCCUAAACGGGGUGUUUUCAACCAUUUGUGCUGCCACCCUGGCGGCAAGCCAACACUCGCUUCAAAGGGUAAGAGCAAACUAAGAUGGCUGAUUCACUACAAACACAAUUUUCCUAGAUAGAAAAUGUAAUUCACAAUGUUGAUAGGUUGCGUAUUAAGAACAUGUACUAUAUUUUGUUUGCGCCCAACUUUUCUGUCUUAGAUUUCACAUCCCCAAGAGGUCACAAGACCAGAGACGGUCCAGGAUUUGCCUCCUCUCUCAAGCAUCUUGUUGGAUGUUCUCCUCAAAUCGCCCCCUGUCACCAGGUAACUUCUCCCCAAGAGUUGCUGCUUUCUAUGACUACGCACACUGGCUGAGUUGGGUUUCUUUCUUUGUGAUUAAGAUUUCUAUAGAUUUUUCACACACAAAAAGGAGUAAUAAGAAACAGAACAGACACAACAAACACGGUCAACACCACACAAUGUCAUAUAAAGACCGUGAUAAAUCAAAUAUUGUACUUUUUCCUCAGUUGUUUCUAAUCCAAGGUCUCCUCUCUUUUUUAGGGCCUUCCUGGCAGAGAUCAACUCAACUGUUGACUCAGAGGUCAUUGAUGGUCUGACCGGAUUGGCUGCAGUUCUUCACAUUCUGGCAGUUGUCAGACAGAGUGAGUAAAACUGUUGCAAUAAAGACAUCCUUUAUCUUGGUCUAAACAAUGUUUUGCUUCCACAUUUAUGAUUAGUUUCUGACAGGAGCUACAGGUUUUUAGCUGCUACACUGGGAGCGUAACUUUUGCCAGCGUGAGCAGAACGCGUGCCACUUUAUCAACUGUUCUUGGGCCUGAGCCGGUUGCUUAUGCCCAGAUUUCAUUUAAAUUAAUAAAUGCAAGAAGUUACAUGUCCAGUGUAGCUGGCCUGUAAUGAUUGUGCCUGUUUUUCUUCCAGCUGGGAAGUUUAAGGCAGAUCUGAAGAGUACAGCCGUGUCCGUCCAGAGGCAGCUUCAGAAACAUUACGCUGUCACGGCUGAGAACGAAGAACACAUCCAGAGGUGACUAGACUAACGAACGUUACAAGGGUAGUGUCCCAAAUGGCACCCUGUAGUUCACUACUUUUGACAAGGGCCCAUAGGGCUCUGGUCAAAGAGAGUGCACUAUAUAGGGAAUAGGGUGCCAUUUGGGACGUACCGACAUUACCUCCACAGAGAAUUCUGUUAGUACCUUUUGUAUGUUGUAAGACGGUUAAGUAUUUUAGAGUUGUUAGCUAGCUAGAAUCGCAUGUACCCUGAACGUUAAGGAAACAUGCUCAUAAACUGGGAAUUUUGGGAGGGCAAAUUAUAUUUGAAUGCCAAAAUAGCAACCUAAAAAUGGCAUUAAAUUAAAACAUGUUUUCUCUUUCUCUAGGGUAAUCUACGAAUCCGCUAUCAAGACAUUAAAUGAGAUUCUGAUGCCAUGCCCAUGAGGGGACAAGAGCGAGAGAACGUCAACAUUUUUAACACACAUAUUUAACAUUUUCGAAUAGUUUUUGUGUUGCCAGUGUCAGCUAUUGUUCUAUUCUGUUCUAUUUUUCUAAGCUUUUCUAUUCUGUGUAAUCAUGGUGUAUGCAGUAUGACUUGUAACUUGUGCUUUGGAUUUAUGUAUUGCCUCAGUGUAUAUAUAGCUAUGCUGCAUAAACUGAACUGUGUGUAACAUUGUUAACUGC
Messenger RNA from Coregonus sp. 'balchen', 30364 nucleotides. Lineage: Eukaryota; Metazoa; Chordata; Actinopteri; Salmoniformes; Salmonidae. The record is from the annotation of a GenBank genome assembly.